UUUGAUGCGGAUUUGCAAAUUAUCACAUUUCUUACCAAAUCUUCACCUGAUAUUUUCAUUCAUACCCACUAAAUAAUUCAAUUAAAUAAUAAUAAUAAUGGCAUUCAAUCGGAGCUUCUGACAUGAAUCUCUCGUCGUCCUCGUCUGCUUCUUCGUCGUCUUCGACCGGUUCGUGGUUCUCCGGCGUGGUCCGCGGCCGGUCGGACCGGUCCGGGUCCGUCAAGAUGGGCUCGGAUUCUGUCUCCGGCGGUUCCGGCGACUUUUCUGGUUCCGUUGUACGGAAGAACCAGUUCCGAGGCGUGCUCUUCAAGUACGGCCCAAAGCCUAUUCAGGUUGCGUUUAAAACAGGUGAUUAUAGACAACAAGUCAUUUUUAUUGGUGGACUGACUGAUGGUUUUCUGGCAACAGAUUACUUGGAACCUCUUGCAAUUGCUUUGGACAAGGAGAAAUGGUCACUUGUUCAGCCACUCUUGUCAUCUUCAUACAGUGGAUAUGGCACUUCCAGCUUGCAACAAGAUGCAAUGGAACUUGAUCAGCUGAUCAGUCACUUUAUAAACAAAGAAGAUUCUGAGGGUGUGGUACUGCUUGGCCAUAGUACUGGCUGUCAGGAUAUUGUACAUUACAUGCGCACAAAUGCUGCAUGCUCCCGAGCGGUCCGUGCUGCCAUUCUGCAGGCUCCAGUCAGUGAUCGGGAAUACAGAGCAACUCUUCCCGAAACAGCUGCUAUGAUUGACUUGGCUUCAACCAUGAUUAGUGAAGGCCGUGGGUCGGAGUUAUUGCCAAGUGAAGCAGAUCCAGGAGCCCCGAUAACUGCCUAUCGGUAUCACUCUCUUUGUGCAUACAACGGGGAUGAUGACUUGUUUAGUUCUGACCUUACUGACGACCAGCUGAGGUUGAGACUUGGGCACAUGGCUAACACACCUUGCCAGGUUAUGUAUUCCAUGGCUGAUGAAUAUGUGCCAGACUAUGUUGACAAGAAAGCAUUGGUCCAAAGAUUGUGUAAAGCAAUGGGAGGUGCAGAGAAAGUUGAAAUUGAAUAUGGUAAUCACUCCCUUUCUAACAGAGUUGAUGAAGCUGUCCAUGCCAUUAUUGAUUUUGUUAAGAGAGAGGGACCUAAAGGCUGGGAUGAUCCGUGGCAUUAGUUUAGUGUGUUGCUCUAUUUUCCUCCAUUUUCAAUUCUAAAUUUUUUCGUUUUAUUCCAUUUCUUUAAUUUUCUCAGCUUUCAGUCUUCAUCUUCUUCUUCUAUAUAGAAAAUUGCAAGUGAAUUUCGAUCUUAUUUUGCUCACACCGUUGAGAUUGUGUCGAACACCCUUCUUUUGUUAACUCAUUGGGAAAGGAAAUAGAAAAAAGAAAAGAAAAUAUUUUGCACCUUUUUCUGGGUUUAGCAUUGUGGAAUCAAACUGAUGAUUUUGAGUUUUGGUUUCUUGUUUGAACACUUGAUCUUUUCUUCAUAUGAGAUAGUUUAUCAUCA
Molecule: messenger RNA, 1471 nt
Organism: Prunus persica (peach)
Lineage: Eukaryota; Viridiplantae; Streptophyta; Magnoliopsida; Rosales; Rosaceae
Product: UPF0613 protein PB24D3.06c
Exons: 9
Coding region: 123-1142 (339 amino acids)
Source: RefSeq, a predicted model, not a curated record